UCAUCAUUAUUAUACGGUUUUCUAGAAACCAUUCCAGAAAUAUCAUGCCUCCUAAGCCCAAGGAAUCAGCAAAAAAGUCGACUCCUCAAGUCACACGACCUGCAAUAAGUGACUCUAGCCUUUUGUAUGUUCCUAGUGACGCAAUAGAAGGUUACCAAGAGCGUAUCGAAACAGGAAUUGAUUGGACUAUUAUAGAAUUAGCAGCACGUCAUCAUAAGCGAUUGUGCCUUAGAGAAAACCUUACGAAAGUUGCUUUUACGGAGGCCCUACAAAGUAAAAUUAAUAAAAGUAUAUUUUGUGGAUUUUUAAAUGAACACUCUAAUAUCAGCCUCGACGAACAAUGGGAACUAAUAUUACCUAUUACUUUAUGGGAUAAUGAAAAAUUUGCAAGUGAGGAAGCUAAAAUUUGCUUUCAUAGCUGCAACAACAUAACAGACAAUAUGGUGAAAUUAAUCAAAAAAGCCGUCCGUUUUGGUGAUAAAAAAGUUUUAAAACAAAACCUAAAAUUAGUACCAGUAUUACGACUGAACGAUGCCCAGAUAACUGACUUAGAUAAUGGCUUAUCAGAUUUUAAAAAUCUUGUCACUUUGAAUUUAUGUGGAAAUUUUCUUUCUAAUUUGGAUUCAAGCUGUAUUCCACGAGGAGUAAGAAUUCUGGAACUUCAAGCAAAUUGUAUUAGAAAUAUAGAAACAUUUUCAGAAUUCCUACCUUUCAAUUUGUCAUAUCUGGGCUUAGCAAGGAAUUUACUAGAUGAUAAUAAUAUUAAAGGUUUAUCACGAAUACCGAAUAUUACAGUAUUAGAUUUAUCUGACAAUGACAUCUACAGUCUAGAAGGAAUAUUAAAUGUCCUAGCAAAGUUGCCAAGUCUCUCCUCGCUAAUGCUUGCCGGAAACCCAUGCUCGAUGUGUUCUGGUUACGCUCGUACAACUUUAAUGAGACUACCUCGUCUGAAAUGGCUGGAUUCACGAGAAAUACUGACAACUGAUAGACCAAUAGAUCCAUUUGAACCACACACCGAUGAUUUACUUUCGACAUAUUUCAACUUCACUGUUUUACGUAUAAUGUCUGUUCCUCAACCGCCAAAACCCGAAAAGGGAGCAAUAACGACAUUCCACGUGGAAUUAGAAUUACCUCUGCUAGACGCAACACGAAGAAGGUUUCUUAUGUUUAGACAACAUGAGUCGCUUACUGAGAGAUUACCACUGCCAGAAGACGAAGAGUGGCCUGUUUCCAAUAUUACAUCAAUGUUCAUUAAAAGUAAAACAACCAUUGAUCCUGAAGUAUCACCUCAUGAAUCUGAUAUUUAUAAGCAUCUGACAACUAAAAAUUCCCAGGAAAUUUGCCAUUUUACUACAUUUGAAAGUAAUAAAAUCCAAUGGAACAAAGUUAUGAAUUUUCAAGAGCCAACAGUGAGAAUUUUCUGUCCUGAUCUUUUGGCUUUGAGGAAUACAUUUAGAACUGUUGUUACAGUGAGAUUAAUUUACUCUGUGAUAAUGCCAAGUAAGCAAAAUAAAAUAGACAAGAAAAGUAGUAAUGCUAUGAAACAACCAAUAGAUCAGAGAAUAACUUUGGCUACAAUAAAAUGUGCUCUGAAACGUCCUGAUUGGAGUCAAAACUCUCAACACUUCCAUUGGGAUGAUUCACUUGGCAACAAUGAUGCUAUACAUUGGGGUGAUGGAGACCUAUCUAUAUUACAAUAUUCUCUAACGCCAACUAAGGCAACUAAAGUCAAAACUGAAACAGAUAUUGGAUCUUCAAAACAACAAUUUCCUGAUAACUUAACUUGUCAAUUUGGUUUUGGAAUCGACUCGAUACGUAUUUAAUGAUUGUCAAAUAUAUAUUUUUA
This is a messenger RNA of Achroia grisella, 1846 nucleotides long. RefSeq lists its product as uncharacterized. Gene Ontology annotation, molecular function: protein binding. The transcript is spliced from 9 exons. Bases 45 to 1823 code for a protein of 592 amino acids. The record is from RefSeq and is a predicted model, not a curated record. NCBI's taxonomy places the organism in Eukaryota, Metazoa, Arthropoda, Insecta, Lepidoptera, Pyralidae.